CGCGCGGCGGUGACGGAGUCGCGGGAACCACCCCGUGGCGCGCGCGCUUAGCACUGCUCGGCCAUGGGAGAGCGGUGGAAAACGCUGGAAAUUUCUGGAAAGACCGUUUCGCUGUUCGGGGCUUUCGGGCGACAUGGAGCCAAGUGCCUCCCUCCAGCACUACAGAGCUGCCAUGGUGCUGAGUGGUGCAGGGGAUGCCCUUGGUUACAGAAACCAGCUGUGGGAGUACAACGAGUCGGGACCUGCAAUCCAUCAGGAGCUGCAGGAACUUGGUGGAAUUGAGAACAUCUGCACUGAGCUUCCAGACUGGCCGGUGAGUGAUGACACCGUCCUGCACCUUGCCACAGCCGAGGCCCUUGCCACAGGAAAGGAGGGCGAAGACCUCCUACAUGAAGUGACGUUUCGUUAUGUAGAAGGAAUGAAGGAUAUGGAGGGUAGAAAGCCAGGCCCUUCGAGCAUCUGGGGAGUGUCUCACCUGAGGCCAGGUUCUGAAGGGGGCUACAGGGUGCCCUACAACCCGGAGGGGACAGGCUGUGGAGCUGCCAUGAGGUCCAUGUGCAUUGGACUGAGGUACCCGUGGCCGGAACAGCUGGCCACCUUGGUGAGCGUUGCUGUGGAAACAGGCAGGAUGACCCACCCUCAUCCCACAGGCUUCCUGGGUGCCGUGGCAGCCGCCCUGUUCACAUCAUACGCUGUCCAGCGCAGGCCACUGCUGACCUGGGGACUGGGGCUGCUGAAGGAGGCCUGUCCAGUUGCUCGCAACUACAUCAGAUCCCAAAACUAUGCCGUAGAAGAGACCGAGAGAGACUGGGGAUAUUUCCCCGAAAAGUGGGAAUGGUACCUGGCGGAGAGAGGUCUGUCCACAGGUGAGGGCCCAGUGCAGUGGCCACACCCAUACAGCCCGGCUGAGAGGGACGCGGCCUAUAAGACCUUCAGCCUGGCCGGGUGGGCAGGCCGCAGCGGGCACGACGCUCCGAUGAUCGCCCUGGAUUCCCUGCUAGGGGCAGGGUCUGACUGGGCCGAGCUGAUGAGCCGCGCAGCUUUCCAUGGAGGUGACAGUGACAGCACGGCUGUGAUCGCGUGCUGCUGCUGGGGUCUGCUCUAUGGUACCAGGGGGGUCCCUGAGUGCAACUACUCAAAUCUGGAAUACAGGGACAGGCUGGAGCACUGCGCUGACAAACUGUACACACUGUCUCACUGAGAGCAAAAGGGGCAGAGUGCCUACUAUAAUUCACUCACAAAAUUUACAGCUGAACUAAUGUAUCAGUAACCAUCAAUAAAUUAAUUUCAGCAAAGUGAAA
This is a messenger RNA of Scleropages formosus (Asian bonytongue), 1301 nucleotides long. RefSeq names its product ADP-ribosylarginine hydrolase (gene adprh). The record is from RefSeq and is a predicted model, not a curated record. Lineage: Eukaryota; Metazoa; Chordata; Actinopteri; Osteoglossiformes; Osteoglossidae. The transcript is spliced from 8 exons. The coding region runs from base 134 to 1201 and encodes 355 amino acids.